CUGUAUGUUGUAAUGUUUGUGUAAGAGAGUGAGAGAUAAGAUUAGUGUUGUUGGGUUAUGUUUGUCAUAGCUGAGAGUUUGGAAAUAUUAAACAUAAUAAGUAGGCAUAAGCCUCGGUUGUCAGUAAUUUUAAGCUAGGAGUAGGCUGACACAUCGUUUUCAGGACUUGGGACUGUACAUAUCAAAAUGGAAGGUAGACUACAGCCAUGUCUCCACUUGCCUUUGUCUCAAGAACUGCUGACUGAUAUUGUAGACAAAGCCAAAGACUGGGCCUUAAUGCAUGGUGCAUGUAUGAGAUCCAAGACUAAUUUCUCAACUGACUCUCUCAAUUUUGCACCGUUUACACUUCUGCCUUCAGCAUUUCCUAGGAAAGAGUUUGAAAGAGCUGUUGCACUUCAACCCAUAGUCAACGAGCUGAUGCACAAAGUUGCUCAUGAUCAUGAAUUUCUUGAAGAGAGCUUGAGAAACACAAUCAAAGUUGAUGAAUUCACAGGACGUUUGUACAAACUCUAUGAGACAAUUCGGAAAGAAGGAUAUGGUCAGCGUCUCAGUCUCGGACUGGUCCGCACUGACCUCAUGCUGGAAACUGUGUGCGACUGCAAGCCCCUCAACUGCCAGACUCUCUGCUGCACGCCCACCCAGCCGUACUGCUGCUGGAAACAGGUGGAAUUUAAUACCAUAGCCUCCGGGUUCGGUUGGCUGGGUCCCGCCUCGGGUCUCAUCCACAGGUACGUGCUACAAGAACUUGGCCAUCCCGAAAUGUUGAAAAAUCUACCGGAGAACACAGCCUUGCAAGGACUUUGUAAUGGAAUGCUGGAAGCCUGGAAAAUAUUUGGGAAGAAAAAUGCAAUUAUAUUGUUUGUCAUAGAAAAUGUGACUUACAACAUUUGUGAUCAACGCUUUCAUGAGUAUGAAAUAAGAAAACUAAAUCCUGAAGUUAGAGUUAUCAGACGAAAUCUGACUGAGAUUGGGAAUUCUGCCAAACUGGGUGCCAACAAGGAACUCAUCAUUGACGGAGACACUGUGGCUGUGGUGUACUAUAGGGCAGGCUAUGAACCAGGACACUAUAUGUCAGAGAGGGAGUGGGAUGCCAGGUUACUCAUUGAGAGAUCCACUGCAAUCAAAUGUCCCAGCAUCCACUACCAUCUGGCUGGCACCAAAAAGGUACAACAAGCUCUGGCUAAACCGGGGAGCUUGGAGAGAUUCUUGAGUGACAGUAAAAAGAUAGAUGCUGUCAGACUCAUAUUCACAGGCCUAUACUCCUUGGACCAAGACGAAUCAGGAGAUGCAGGUGUGGAGAAGGCAUUGCUGUCUCCUGAGAAAUAUGUGUUGAAGCCACAGCGGGAAGGUGGUGGCAACAACGUGUAUGGAGAAGAGAUUCGGGCAGCCAUGAUGACCAUGAAAGACAGUGAGGAGCGCUCUGCCUGGAUACUAAUGGACCGAAUACAGCCACCAGUGCAGGCUAACUAUAUUGUACGUCCUGGCCAACCGGUUUCAACCCCACAGGAUAUUGUGUGCGAGCUGGGCAUCUUUGGAGUUGUCAUCGGGGACGACAAGACCUUACAGAUUAUCAAAUAUGUAGGUCUAAUGGUUAGCUCCAAAAUGUGGGAGGAGUAACUGCUGGUGUUUGUGUCUUGGACGGCUUUUAUUUCAAAGUAUAGAAUAUUGCCCAUUAGUAAAGUAGCCUUUAUUUCUGUCCAGGGACGACAAGACCUUACAGAUGAUCAAAUAUGUAGGUCUAAUGGUUAGCUCCAAAAUGUGGGAGGAGUAACUGCUGGUGUUUGUGUUUUGGACGGCCUUUAUUUCAGAGUAUAGAAUAUUGCCCAUUAGUAAAUUAGCCUCUAUUUCUGUCCAGGGACGACAAGACCUUAUAGAUGAACAAAUAUGUAGGCCUUAUGCUAAGCUCCAAAAUGUGGGAGGAGUAACUGCUGGUGUUUGUGUCUUGGACGGCCUUUAUUUCACAGUA
This is a messenger RNA of Homalodisca vitripennis (glassy-winged sharpshooter), 1966 nucleotides long. RefSeq names its product glutathione synthetase-like. Gene Ontology annotation, biological process: glutathione biosynthetic process. Bases 187 to 1617 code for a protein of 476 amino acids. Gene Ontology annotation, molecular function: ATP binding; glutathione synthase activity; glutathione binding. The transcript is spliced from 12 exons. Gene Ontology annotation, cellular component: cytosol. NCBI's taxonomy places the organism in Eukaryota, Metazoa, Arthropoda, Insecta, Hemiptera, Cicadellidae. The record is from RefSeq and is a predicted model, not a curated record.